Fusarium vanettenii 77-13-4 is the source of this 336-nucleotide messenger RNA. RefSeq lists its product as uncharacterized. The record is from RefSeq and is a predicted model, not a curated record. The transcript has a single exon. The annotation marks the transcript as partial. NCBI's taxonomy places the organism in Eukaryota, Fungi, Ascomycota, Sordariomycetes, Hypocreales, Nectriaceae.
CAUGGCACAAUGAAACUUGACCUCGUCAUCGCCAACGCCGGCAUCUCAAAUCACUUUGGCAACCCGGCCAUUACGCCUGUCCAUGAAAUGACGCACCAUUGCACGAUCAACGCUUUCGGUCCCCUGCUCCUCUUUCAGGCGACUUCGUCUCUGCUCUCGGCCUCGCCCGCGCCAAGUUUGUGGCCGUGUCGUCUGGCGCGGGGGAGCAUCGUCGGGAUGGACACGCUACAGGUUGAGAACACGGCUUAUGGGUCGUCCAAGGCGGCGUUGAAUUUCAUCACGAGGAGGAUACAUUUUGAAAAUCGGUGGUUGAUUUCUUUUUCUGUUAAUCCUGGU